AUGACAGAAAAACGAAUUGCCGACCUCCAAUGUCAGCUCCUGGAAUUCCAGACAGAAGUCAAAAUCUUGGGAGAUCAUGUCGUGAUGCUAUCCAAGCGUGCAGCUCCGACAGGUGUGGAAGAUGGUCCCCUGCUGAAGAAAGGAAGAACGACAGCGACACCCAAAUCCAAAGCCAGAGCUGCCCCGAAAGCAAAGAGGCAACCUCCGGCGAAGAAAGAUACCUCCCUGGAGAUUACAAUCCACUCGCGGUGGGUGAAGCAGCUGUACGCCCAGCUCAAGAACGCCGUCCGCCAAAACUGGCACAAUUCCUUUGCCCUGACAUCAAUCUUCAUUAUCUACUCCAAUACACAGGUCUGA
This is a messenger RNA of Cadophora gregata, 357 nucleotides long. RefSeq lists its product as uncharacterized. The record is from RefSeq and is a predicted model, not a curated record. Lineage: Eukaryota; Fungi; Ascomycota; Leotiomycetes; Helotiales; Ploettnerulaceae. Bases 1 to 357 code for a protein of 118 amino acids. The transcript has a single exon.